AUUUCUAUUGUUUCUGAAACGAAUACUUCUUUCAAAACUGAAUGAGUUUGUUCGUUGCUUCGGUUUCGGUGUAGGGCUAUUGACAGCUAAGCUAACGAAGUUUAUGUUGUUGGCGUACCCGGUUUCUCUUAUAUAACUGUGGAGUCGCACAGAGUGCAAUUAGGUAAUGUUGGAAGUAUGAGGUAAUCCAGAGAAUGUAUUUAAAAUUAAUUGAUGGAAUUAUGCCAAAACGUUUCUAUCUUGCAGGAAAACAUGAACAUUGAGAGGUUUACAUCUUUGAGAAUCUAGGGUAGUGGAACACGUUACUAUUUUAUGCAGGAUCUAUAUUUAGAAGAUGUGAAAAUUUAAAACAAUGCGUGAAUUAAGUGAUUACCGCCGUGACAACAUGGGGUUUCUACACCAGCUGGGCUUGCUGCUGUGGAAGAAUUUCACCCUGAAGAAAAGGAGCCCAUUUGUGUUACUGUUUGAGUUGUUUAUACCACUGGUUUUGUUUGUGAUACUAUUGUCCAUCAGAAAGAGGGAGAUGCCAUCACCACAGAGGACACGUCAUUGGGCCACACAAGCUCUGCCGUCCUCUGGGGCAAUACCCAUAAUGCAGUCAUUCUGUGAAGAGAACAACCAGCCACAAAAUGCAUCUGAUCCUCACUCCAAGGAAGCCAGUGCCACAGAAUUCCUGCAAAAGUUGCAGACGCUGGGAACGCAACAUAAUUUCUUCUAUCCUGGUUACACUCCUCGAGAGAUGGAACAGCUACCAGACAUAUACAAGAAGAUUUUGGAUGAGCCAACAUCUCUACAGCAAUCAUUCCAAACUGCUUCAAAUUUUCAGCUAGAUUCAUUAUUUGCAUCAACAACAAGACUGAAAAAUUUCCUGAAGAAUAAUUUGUCCAUGUCAAGCAGUGAAAUUAACACAAUUUUGAAUUCCACAGUCAAUGUAAAAGAGGUUUAUAGAUUGCUGUUUGGGUCAUUUCCCGAUGUGUUAAAUCAUACUAGGGUGCAUCGCAGUUUAGACAAGAUUCCAGAAUUUCAAAACCUUGGAAAAAUCCUGACUUCUCCCCAGAUGCCGAAGACAUCGCUACUUGAUCAUGCAAAUCUGAUCACACAGUUAAUGUCAGAAAUGGUACCUGACUUCCAGCAUGGGAUCUUGCAUAGACUAAUGAACCAGAGUGCACUGUGGAAUGAUUCCAAAUUUACUGGAUUUUUGUUUCACUACCUUGGCAUUGAGGCAGGACAGUUUCCUAUACCAAAGACACUAAGCCCAGAGGAAGUGGCAGAAAUUCUAAAGCUAUUGUUGCUGUCACCAGAAGCACUACAUGAAGCUGCCUGUGACAGGGAAGAAUUACAAAAACUGUUGAUUCCACAACCUCCAAAUAAUGUCUCAGAUCUGCUGGAUGCUCAGACAAUCUUUUGUAACAUGACAGAUAAGGACUUCAAAAUAUUGUCACAGAUACUCAAUGGAGAAAUUGUUGAUAGUAAAAUGGUGAAAGUGCUUGGACUUACACCACUAAAUUUUUCCAAAAUUUACAACCAAGUUGAACAGUUCAUGAUAGAUGUUGAGAAGUUUUACAGAUUCCAGACCUACCUUUUAGACCUAAGUAUUCUUGUUGAGGUAUUACCUCAAGAUGGAUGUGACCUCAUGUAUGAGGACAAUAGUACAACAAAUGCUCCCCCAGUACCCAUCACUGAAUCUGUCAAGACUACAACUCCAGUACCUGAUCCAGAUGCGAAGCCGGUAAAACCAAACAAGUUUGCAGGAUUCCUGAAAUUCUGGGAUGGUAUGCAGAAGACAAUAUGUGGCCAUGAUCCUCCAGAUAGGAAAAAUAAAGGAAGUAGGACAGGAACUCCAACUUCCAAGCCUUGGAAUGACACAGAUGUAACAAAUUCCACAGACCAGUCAAACUCUACAGCUUCUGAUGACCCAGAUGUAAAUCCAGAAGUGGUUGUUCAUGAAAGAAAAAGAAGAUCUGCUGAUGAAGAAUUUGAAGACUUUGAUGUUGGUGCACUCGGACUGAACUAUAAACAGCGGAAGAAUCUAAAGAUUUUGAUACACGUCCUAUACAGUAACCCCAAGGUGUUAUAUGCUCCAAAUAACACUGCUGUUCGCACGAUCAUCAAAAAGGCCAAUGAUACAUUCAAGCUGAUAGAUUCAGUGAGUGACUAUGCUAAGGAAUGGUUGACCAUCUCCUCUGACCUGAGACUAUACCUCAGUAAGGACUCUACAAGACAGAAUAUCAAAACUAUACAACAGAUACAAAAAGAUUUACGAGAGAAAAAGAGUGUUCUGUCAUUCCUACUACACGGAGAUGCUCGUCAAGAGCAGUUCCUGAACCUGACCAUCCCAGACGCUGAUUUCUUCCUACAUGAGAUAGAUUCAAUUGAUAAUGCAGCGUGUACCUGGCGGACAUUGAUGUCCGGCAUCAACCUCAACGUGUUUAAAGGGUUUGCCAGUGAGUGGGAAAUGGUUGACUUUUUCCUGACACAGCAGUAUCACCAGAAUGUCAGUGCUAUAGCUGGUGUUGUGUUUGAGAAUGUGCAUGCUAACGGGACGCUGCCACCUCAUAUAAGAUACAAGAUACGUCAGAAUGCUACAUUCACACCUACCACUAAACGUGUAAGGGACAAGUAUUGGUUCCCCGGGCCCGGCUCAGGAGACUAUCCAUAUUACUCUUUUGGCUUCACUUGGAUCCAGGAUGUGAUAGAGAGAGCCAUAAUUAAUGUUCAAGUAGGAAGAGAUGUUGUGGAACCAGGGUCAUAUUUUGUUAGAUUUCCCUACCCCUGCUGGCUGUAUGAUAAAUUUGUGUUUAUGAUAGAACAUGUUAUGCCACUGUGUUUGACAAUAUCCUGGGUAUAUUCUGUGGCCAUGUUAGUGCAAAGCAUUGUGUAUGAGAAAGAACAAAGGCUAAAAGAGGUGAUGAAGAUGAUGGGCCUCAGCAAUGCUGUUCACUGGCUAGCCUGGUUCCUCACUACAUUUGUACAGUUCACCGUUACCAUGGUUGUCCUCACAGCAAUGCUCAAAUAUGGACAUGUUCUCACUUACAGCAAUGCACUAGUAGUCUUCACUACUCUAGAACUGUUUGCCAUAGCAACCAUAUCAUUCUGUUUCCUGAUCAGUACACUAUAUUCCAAGGCGAAGGUUGCUGCAGCAUGUGCGGGCAUCAUCUACUUCUUGACCUAUGUACCUUACAUGUAUGUUGCCAUCAAAGAAGAUGUGGCAGGUGAUAGCAUCUCCUCUAUAGUGAAAACACUUGUGUCACUGUUUUCCACAACUGCCUUUGGUCUUGGAGGGAAAUAUUUUGCAUUUUAUGAGGAGACAGGUGUUGGUGUACAAUGGAACAACAUUUAUAUAUCUCCUGUAGAGGGUGACCAAUAUAACCUGCUCAUGGUUCAGCUGAUGAUGAUCUUUGAUGCUUUCUUGUAUGGCAUACUGGCAUGGUAUAUAGAAAAUGUUUUCCCAGGAUCAUUUGGAUUACCCAAGCCUUGGUAUUUCCCUUUCACACGUUCCUACUGGUGCGGAGGUCACAUGAAAUUAGCGGAUACAGAAUGCUGUAGUAUAUCUGGAUUGUGUCACAGACAUCAGGGGUUCUCCGUGAUGGAAGAAGACCAGGCUGGGGCCAUUGGAAGGGAUCCAGAUGAAGCAUCCAAAUUUGAGGCGGAGCCAAGUCACCUGACACAGGGUGUGUGUAUAGAUCAUCUAACGAAGGUGUAUAAAACUGGUAAAAAAGUGGCUGUGAAGAAUUUAAGCCUGAACCUGUAUGAAGGGCAGAUAACUUCAUUCCUCGGACAUAAUGGGGCUGGAAAAACUACAACUAUGUCCAUUUUAACAGGUUUCUUCCCGCCUACUUCUGGCACUGCUUCCAUAUAUGGUAAUGAUAUACGAACAGACAUGGAAAUAAUUCGACAAGGUCUCGGCAUGUGUCCACAACAUAAUGUCCUCUUUGAUAAACUUACUGUGGAAGAACAUCUCUGGUUCUAUGCUAGAUUGAAAGGCAUGAAGACUUCAGAUAUCAACUUAGAAAUGGACAUGAUGAUAGAUGAUCUGGGAUUGCCAAAGAAACGUAAAAGUCAGAUAGACUGCCUCUCGGGUGGUAUGCAGCGUAAACUGUCAGUUGCCAUAGCUUUUGUUGGUGGGUCUCGUACUGUCAUCCUUGAUGAACCAACAGCUGGGGUUGACCCAUAUGCACGACGAGCAAUCUGGGACCUGCUGAUCAAGUACAAGAGUGGACGGACAAUUCUUCUGUCAACACAUCACAUGGACGAGGCAGACUUACUAGGUGAUAGGAUAGCGAUUAUAUCAAAUGGAGAGAUGAAAUGCUAUGGAAGUUCAUUGUUUCUAAAGAAUACAUUCUGUGAAGGUUAUCACCUGAAGCUUGUCAAACAAGAGAAGGAAGAAGAUAUACGCUCAACAGAUACCUUAGACAGUGCAGAAGCAUCCCAGCAUGCAUUUGUCUCGAAAUGUGAGUCAUCUGCUGUUACUGGAUAUAUACAGAAAUAUGUGUCGUCUGCUUACCUGAAAACAGAAACAAGGCGAGAACUUCAUUACAUACUGCCAUAUCAGGAGGCCCAGAAAGGGAACUUUGAAAAACUGUUUCAGGCCCUUGAAUCUGGAGAACAAGAUUUGCACAUCAGUAGUUACGGUGUUGCUGACAGCCAGUUGGAGGAAGUCUUUCUUGAGGUCACUGAAAAUGCUAUGAAGGAAGAUGAUGACAAACUAGAACCAAAACCUUUAGAAACCUUGAAUCCUACGCCUGACUUGCAGACUAGGGCUCCUUCUCCACCAUUGGAGGAUUUACUUGAUGAAGCAGCUGGUGGCCAGUCAGAACCCCAGAUAAAACCAGCCAGUCAGAAUGGAGGAAAUGAACUGGAACUAGGUCACAUGACUGACUCACCAACCAGUGGCAGUGAGAAUGGUCACAUGUCUGAAAACCUGACCAAUCACAGAAUAGAAAAUCAAGUCAGUGUAGAACGAGACAAUGAAAUAGAUGCAAGAAACUUUGAGAUGUUGUCAGGAAAAGGUUCUCGCAUUCUGCCUAAAAACUUACUGCUGCUUAACCACUUCAGAGCUGUGAUUUUUAAACGCUUCCAUUACAUAACACGUAAUUGGAAAGGAUUAUUUUCCCAGAUUCUGUUGCCAGCACUGUUUGUGUCAAUCGCCAUGACAGUGGCCCUUUCAGCCCCAAAAGAUGAAGAUCUUCCUCCACUAGAAAUGAGUCCCUCACAGUACUAUAAUGUUACACAACCGAAGGGAAAUUAUAUCCCAUAUUCAAAUGAGCACAUUAGCGAUAGAGCAUUGAAAUACAUGACAGAUGCUGGGCCUGUUGAGCUAAUCAAUACAUUUAAAUUACCAUCAGGUGUGGGUGCAACGUGUGUACUGAAAUCUCCAUACAACAGUUCCAUUGACUUGGAUAUCUUCAAGAACUUGAAUCUGUCAGACCACACCCUCCAGCUGUUGUCCAGAUACUAUGAGAGAGGAUGUGAGAGGGUGUUUGUACAGGGAAUACAGCUAGAGAAUUACGUGCCCCGGGCAGCUGUUGUCUCUGAUAAAGGGAAACUUGUUGAAAUACCAGACUUUAUUAAACCAACUAAGAGUAUUCCAACAGAGAGGUAUGAACCCGAAUGUGUGUGUAAGACUGACAAGUCUGGGUUUGAGUGUUCCACUGCAGAGAGAAGUCCGCCAGAGUUCCGGGUGGUUACACGUGACAUCAUGCAGGAUAUUUCAGUGAAGGAAAUGAAAUUGAGCAUGCAAGAAAGAAGCAAAUAUUACCUCUAUACUACAGAUGAAUAUAGACUUCAUAGGUAUGGAGCAUUUAGUUUUGGUACAGAGAGAGAGUUUGUACCAGAGAAUUUUGGCAAGGGUAGUCCUACUGUAUUCAGACAUGUGGCUGUCAGAGGCUCGGCUUUGACCUGGUUUAACAACAAAGGUUACCACUCCAUGCCAGUAUUCCUGAAUACAUUGAACAAUGCUAUACUGAGGGCAAAUCUUCCUAAGAAGAAAGGCCAUCCCUCGGCAUAUGGUAUUACCUUAACAAACCAUCCAAUGAACCAGACAAACAAUAUUCUCAAUGUGGACUAUAUAUUACAGGGAGCUGAUGUUCUUAUAGCAAUAUUUAUCAUAGUGGCCAUGUCCUUUGUACCAGCCAGUUUUGUCGUGUUUCUGGUGUAUGAGAAAUCCAGCAAGGCAAAACAUCUACAGUUUGUCAGUGGCUUAAAUCCAAUAAUAUACUGGAUUGGAAACUACGUAUGGGAUAUGUGUAACUAUGUGAUACCAGCAAUAUGCAUCAUUGUAAUACUGUUAGCCUUCCAGAUACCAGCUUACGUGUCUUCCACCAAUCUUCCAGCAGUCAUUGCUCUCUUCUUUCUCUAUGGAUGGUCUAUGACCCCAGUGAUGUACCCAGCAUCGUUUUUCUUCAAGGAGCCAAGUACAGCAUAUAUCUUCCUGAUUGUGAUCAACCUGUUCACAGGUAUCACGUGCAUUGUGUCCAGCUUUCUGCUCGAGAUCUUCUCAUAUGAUAAGGCAUUAGAUAAAGCACACAAGAUAAUGAAAGAUGUCUUCCUGAUCUUCCCAAACUAUUGUCUGGGUCGGGGCCUCAUGGACAUUGCCUUUAACCAGUAUAAAAAUGAAUUCUACUUCAAAACUGGUCAGUAUGACAUGAUGCAGUCGCCACUACGCUGGGAUCUGAUCACAAGAAAGUUGGUCAUUAUGUCUAUCAUGGGUCUUGUGUUCUUUGUGAUCACAUUGUUAUGUGAAUACAGGUUCUUCAUAAAAGCUAGGCGACAUGACAAGUUUGUGCAGAGUAAUGUAGGUGAGGAAGAUGUAGACGUGGCAGCAGAGAGAAAGAGGAUCCUGAGGGGAACUGGGAAAAAUGAUCUUCUAAGACUGGAGAACCUUACCAAGGUUUACAAAACUAGAAAGUUGGGCCACCAUCUUGCUGUUGAUAAACUGUGUAUUGGUGUACCAGAAGGAGAGUGUUUUGGUUUGCUUGGUGUAAAUGGGGCAGGAAAGACAACCACAUUCAAGAUGUUGACGGGAGAUUUGAGACCUACUGCUGGUGAUGCCCACCUCAACAGAUACAGUAUAUCAAAGGACAUGUUGAAGGUACAGCAGAAUAUAGGGUAUUGUCCCCAGUUUGAUGCUUUGUUUGAUGAACUAACUGCACGAGAACAUAUACAGCUAUACAGCAGGCUGAGAGGGGUGCCUCCAUCCGAGGAGGCUCAGAUUGUAGAGUGGGCUCUGAAGAAAUUAUGUUUAUCCCAAUACCAGAACAGACCUGCAGGCACAUACAGUGGCGGCAAUAAAAGAAAACUAUCCACUGCUAUAGCUCUCAUAGGACAUCCACCACUAAUAUUUCUGGAUGAGCCAACUACAGGUAUGGACCCUCAUUCCAGACGUUUUCUGUGGGACCUCAUACUUAGUCUUAUCAAAGAUGGUCGCUCUGUCAUCCUUACUUCUCAUAGUAUGGAGGAGUGUGAAGCUCUGUGUACAAGGUUGGCGAUUAUGGUAAAUGGGAAAUUCAAGUGCCUAGGCAGUAUACAGCAUCUGAAAAAUAAAUACGGAGAUGGUUACACUCUCAGUUUACGACUCAAAGGACCUGAUUUUGAACGAUCUCAACGGCAAGCCCAAAGAUUUGUAAAGCACAAUUUUCCUGAGGCUGUGAUCAAGGAGUGCCAUUAUAAUCUACUACAGUUUGAAAUGAAGUGUCAAGAUCUCUCUCUGUCUUAUGUAUUCUCCAAACUUGAAGAGGCUCAAAAAGAUUUAAAUAUAGAAGACUACUCUGUUAGUCAAAAUACUCUGGAUAAUGUAUUUAUAAACUUUGUAAAACAACAAGUUGAGAUUGUCGAAGAAAGUGGCGUUGAAUUACCAACAGACGCAUGCGAACAUCCACAGAGAACUCGUGCUGUGUCUUCAACUUCUUCAUCAGGAUUAGCAGACGACUUUGAUGAAGAUCUUAUAAGGGAGGUAAAUGUGUCAGAUUCUCAACUUGAAUUGGAAGAUGAUGUUCCAUUGUUGAGCUUUGAUGGACGUGGGACACAUCUGACACUGCUGAGUAUGGAUCCAGUGAAUACUUGAAAUCCAGUGCAAUAUAAAGAACUUCAAAAUACAGACCAAGCCUAAAUAGAGAAAGGCUCUUCCCAUUGAAGGAUCUCAAAUAUUUAUUUUUAUGAAAAUUAUAUUUUUCAUUUUACAUAUUCCAUUUUCAUUAAGUCUGCCUGGUAUUGAAAUGACUGUGUUUUAUUGUACAUGUAAUUCCAGUAUCAGAAAAGUGCUGAAAGUGUCAUGCAAAUGUGUUUUUAUGCCCCAGGGCAUAUAGUGAUUUAACUGUCUGUUUAUCUGUCUGUACAAACCAAAUUUUACUAUUACACAUACACCAACGUUAAUGACCUGAUUAAGUUCAUACUCGUACUCAAAUAUUCUUGUGGCAAGACCUACAAUCUGACCUAUAUAUAAAUGACAUUGACCCUUAUAUGACUCUCACCUUCAAACUUAAAACCUUAAACAUUAUUUUUGGCUCUACAGUCCAAUUUAGUUUAUACUCGCACUCAACAAACCUUGUGGCAAGGGCCUACAAACUAUGACCUUUAUAAUUUAUGAUCUUCACUUUUAAACUUAAACCUCAAAAAAGCAUCUUUGAUGAUACACCUAGGGGGCAUGAUUCUGCAUUUAGAAACUGCAGCUCUUCUGGUUUGCUGACAUACUUUUGAAAUUCUGUCUUGAAAAGAUAGACAGUUUACGUGUUGUCACUUUUUUGUUUGUAUUUUGUUAUUUGUAUAGAUUAAAGUAAGAUUUCUUCAGAUACAUUUUAAUCAGUCAGAGAAAUACUAGAAAGUUACCUCUAUGAUGAAAAAUAUGUGGUGAAAAUGAUUUUCUUCUGUUUAACUUGUUUUGGCUAAGAUUUACAGUUGAAGCUUGAAUAAGCAAUGAGAUGAAAGGCCACUCUACAUAUACAAUAAUAAAUAUAUCCACCACCACCAUAAUCUUCAUCAUCAUCAAGAUUUAUCAAAGAUGCAAAUUGUGCAUCUUAGAACUUGUGCUUAAGCAAAUAACUGUUAAAUGAAGGUUGUAUUUAAAUAUUUAACCCUGUGUGAAGACUUCAGGCCAGUGUUGUUUAGAGUUGUAUGCUAAAAAUAUUGUUGGUUUUGGCAUGAUAGAAAAUUUUCUUGCCUAAUACAUGUUUGAUUUUUGUGUGUGUGAACUUUCAAAACUAUUGCAUAACAAUGUUAGCUCAACUAUUUAUCUUACUAUACAUCUUUUAAUCCGUAAUUAAAUGAAAAGAUAUAGACUUAAUUUUCAUUGACCUAGUAAAAAAGCAAAGAAAUUCUUUUACUUGGACCACACUGUAAACAUGUCCAUGACUGUAAAUGUGCUCAUUUGCUAUUUUUCAUGUACAUGCAUAGAAAAGAUUGUUUUAAAGAGCUUUAUGUGAUUCUUACUUAACUUUGUCUCAGUUUACACUUUACUUUAGGACUAGAGUGUAUUUUUGUGUUGUGCUAAAGUACCAUAAUUAUCCAUGUAUAAUGCGCACCCUCUCCCACCCUUCAAGCCAAAAAUAUUUGGAAAACAAGUUUUGGUCCAAAAAAAAAAGAACAGCUGUAUUAUACGCACACGCACACAUGAUUCCAAGGUGGUCCUGGGGGUAAAAAAGUGCAUUAUAUAGGAGGAUCUCAUGUACAUGUCAUUCUAUAUUUUACUUAUUGUUUAUGAAAUAUUUAUAUGAACAUUUUGGAUAUGUAGUUUUUAGGCAUUAAUUAUGUUUAGAAUAGGAAAAAAGAAGGUUUUUUGUCUGUGUACAUGAAGUAGAUAUUGUAUGAGGAAAAAUCAUGGUCAUUUAUUUGAUUUUAUUCUACUUUGAUUGUUCAUUUGUUGAUAAAUGUUUGCUUUUGUUGUUGAUAAUUGGCUGCUUUUGUUGUUAUUGAUGUUUUUGUGAUAAUUUAUUAGACUAUACAGUGCAGAGUGAAGGUAAUAUUUACUAUUCACUAAAUAAUCUGUUUCCAAUGUGCUUAUUAUUUGUAAAAUUUAGAUAAAUCUUUUUACUUUCUGCUUGUUAAAGGGAGACAAUUCUGCCAAAGUCUUUUCUGCUAAUGGAGACUAACCCUGUCGUUUAUUGAACCUCUAGUCUAAUUUGUGUCCACGUUAAAUGCAUUUAAAUCAAAAUGUUCUUUUUGUCUUAUAUCAGAUAGUGCAAUUGGAAUUGUCUAGUAUAUAAAUAGCUGAAUAACUUCAGACUGUUUUCUAUUGCUUUAAACUCUUACUGAGCUCAUAGCAUUGGAUUUAUAAAAAAAGGUUAUUUUAUAAAAAAUGUGAUUACUUACAUGUGCCUCAUAUAAUGAACCAUCUUUGAUAACAAUAUUGUCUUGAGAAAUUGUGGUAAAAGUUACAAAAGUUUGUAAUGAUUUCAUGUUGUUUGGACAAAAUUCCUUUCUUUAUAAAACAAAUUGCAGAGCCUAAAUAGACACAAACAUGUAAUUAUCUGAAUCUAAAAUAUUGAUUAUAUAAUCUGACAAAUAUUUAUCCCAUCUUACCAUGCUGGAGUCUGCCUUUCCUACCAGUGUAGAUCAUGAUCAGCCUGCACAUCCAUGCAGUCUGAUCAUGAUCUGCACUGUUCACCAUUCAGGCAGUACCAUUUUGGUAAGCACCCAUUUUAACAGUUAAUGGUACUGUCCAAAUUAAAAGAUGGACGAGUUCAUUAUAGAAACUUAGCAGGGUAAGGGGUAUAUAUAAAAGGAGACGGAUAACAUUUUGCAUCUGUUGAAAAAUUCAAUAUCUAUGACCUACCUGUAAUGAAAAGUUUGAAUAGUUUCUUUCAUUGUGCAUGAUGUUCCACAUGUACUUACUUAAUAACAGUAAUGUGCUAAUUUGUUGUUUCUUUGUUUUGAGAAUUAAUAUGCAGGUUGAUAUUUUAUGUUUAUUAUUUUGAUUUUAGGGCUGUGCUCAUUGAUGUAGUUUUUUCUGGCAUUUUUGUAAGAAUGUCAGUAAUGAAGGAGGAGAGUUCAGUUCCAAAAUUAUAAAACUGAGUUUGGAAAUCAGUCUCAAAAUACAGCCUCUCCAUUGGUCAAUUUGAUGGUAGAGCUUAAAAUUGACCAAUCAGAUAGCUAGAGUUUAGGGACUGGUCAUAAGUUUGUAUACAAGACAAAUGUAAUAUCUUGGACAUACAGUUUCGUGGUUUCUGCAAAAUUAGCUAUGUCAUUGGGACAUGAAUUUUGCAGAUUUUAAAUAUUAAAGUUACAAUUAAUGGGUAUUUAUUAGCUCACCUGUCACAUAGUGACAAGGUGAGCUUUUGUGAUCACCCUUUGUCCGCCGUCAGUGCGUCCUUCAACAAUUUCUUGUCUGCACGAUAGCGGUUUCAUUUAUGAUUUUAUUUUAACCAAACUUGCACACAACUUGUAUCACCAUAAGAUCAUGGUUCCUUUCUUGAACUGACCAUAUCUCAUUAUGGGUUCCAGAGUUAUGGCCCCUGAAAGGGCCAAAAUUAGCUAUUUUGACCUUGUCUGCACAAUAGCAGCUUUAUUUAUGAUUUGAUUUUUACCAAACUGGCACACAACUUGUAUCACCAUAAGAUCUCGGUUCCUUUCUUGAACUGGCCAGAUUCCGUUACGGGUUCCAGAGUUAUGGCCCCUGAAAAGGCCAGAAUCAGCUAUUUUGACCUUGUCUGCACAAUAGCAGCUUUAUUUAUGAUUUUAUUUUAACCAAACUUGCACACAACUUGUAUCACCAUAAGGUCUUGGUUCCUUUCUUGAACUGGCCAGAUUCCAUCAUGGGUUCCAGAGUUAUGGCCCCUUAAAAGUCCAAAAUUGGCUAUUUUAGCUUUUGCAGCCAUAUAGAGACUUCAUUUAUGGUUUUUAUUGAUACAAACUUCCAAAAUAUCUUCAACAACAAUAAAUCUUGGAUUCCAUGGCAAAUCAGAUCCAAUCGUAGGUUCCAGAGUUAUUUUGUAUCUGAUUACCUCCCCUGAUUGUGAUCAAAAAGGAUUUAUAUCAGUAAGUACUUACAGGACUUAUUUGAAAUUUCAUUAUUAUUAUUAGUUGGACUGAAACAAUCAGGGUAGAUAACUAUGAACUGAUUUUAUGGCAAAUUACCUCCCUUUAUUUCAAAUUAAAAUAGGUAUAUCUCCAUAAGUAAUGAAGAUACUGAUCUGAAAUUUCAUUUAUGUCAACAGAUUUAUUUGGUAGAUCCUUCUUUUGUUCACUUACAAUAUUUUUUUUUAAUAACUUCCCUUUUAUGUUACUAUAAAUAGGUUAUUUUUAGUAACUUUUUUAUUAUUGGUCAUAGGGAAAAACUGAGAUCACUUUUCUGUGGUACAACAUGGAUGGUACCUCCAACUUUUAGGUGUAUUUUGACAUAUCUAUACCUUGUAAGAAUUUUUUUUUCUUUUUGGUUAAAUUUCUUCGCUUUGUUGUUCCUAUCCUUUGGACUUAGAUAUUUUUUCUGAGGACCUUCUUGUGCUCAAGUGCAAUGAUAACAGGUGAGCGAUAUAGGGCCAUCAUGGCCCUCUUGUUUUUUGGUUGGGAUUGAAUUUCACUUAUUGAUGCAACCAGAAUCCACGAAAAUAAGUACUUCAUGAAUAUUACUCAUUUCACAGUCAUAAUUUUUCAGUAUAUAGCCAGGUUUCAGGAAGCAUUUUCAGAAAUAUGUAAUUAUUUUAUAGGAUGUUUUUUUUUCAUACUGGGAAUUACUUUAAUUUUCUAAUGGAAAGACAAUGGUUGUUCACAUUGAAACUCAUGCAUACAGUAGCUUUAUGGGGCUUGCUUUCACAGGUUAAGGUUGUUCUGCACGUUUGAAAAACCGGAAGUGAUGGCGUAACGUCAUUUAUCCGGAAAACGCAAAAUAAAGCCUGGAUUUGGCGUACGGAAAUGAAAAUCAAUUUAUAAAUUAAUCUAAACCUGUGAGUAAAUUUGUUAUAAUGGCACUGUUGCUAUAUUUCUAAAGUCAAAAUAUGAUAUUAAAACAUAUUGCACGUUAAAAAAAUCAAAAUAAUGUCUUAAAAUUAGCGUGAAAUGCCCGGUUCCCUUUAAUUAUGGUAAAAUAUCUCAAAAGUAAGCACACGGACCUAUACAUUUUAUUUCAUCAAAUUAUAGGCCAUGUGUUUAUUUACAACUGUGAGAAGUUUCAUCAAAAUUUACAUUGUAGAAAAAAUUCUAUUCGCGAAAAUGUUAUGAAAGUUAUGAUUUUCCCAUAGACUCCCAUUAUGAAAUAUUGCGUGAGGUCCAGAUUUUUCAAACCAGCCUAGCAAAAAAUCAAGCACACGACCCUAUCUUUUUUAUUUGCUGAAUUUUCUAGAUAUUAAACUCCGUUUUGAAAAAAUGGAGUUUAAUUGAAUUCUACAUUGUAGAAAAAAAUUGAUCCAAACGUGCAGAACUACCUUAAUAUGGGUUUAAUUUUUUGCCUGAGACAUUUGUCAGAAUUUGUUGUUAAAUUUAGGAAACAAAAAAUCCUUCCAAAGAUUCCUUAGGACUUUUUGGAAAGUCUUCUUUCUCCAGUGAUUAUCAGGAUUAUUGAAUUUUAUGAUUUAUUGGCUCAUAUCAGCUCAUCAUCACAUUCUGGUUAUAGUUCAUAGUUGCAUUGUAUUACAUAUUACUGUGUGCAAUACAUGAUUAUUAUAUUUUGGAAAUAAAUAGACAUUUUAUUGAAGUAUUUACUAAAUCAUCAAAAUAUAACAUUACUUACUUAGUGAAUGCACUGCCAGUACAGUACUUUCUUGCCCAGUAUAGAUUUACUAUUCACUCUAAUUAAGUAGUAAAUGCUUAGUGUAUUUUAAUGAGCAAUAAUUAGUAAAAUUCAUGUCUCCUGAAAAUAUAGUACAGAUUACAAAGAUGUUUUUAAUAGUAAAUGAUUAUGUAUCAGUAAAUAUAUGCAUAUAUUCAUUAUACAGAAAAAUAGCUUGUUCAUGAGAAUAGGUGCAAGAAAUACAAGAAAUUUCAUUUUAUAUUGUAUUGUUUGUUUUAUAAUACAGUUUCCCAGAAGUCAUUUUUAUAAAUAGAUUAUUGAGAAGAUUUAUUUUGACAUUCCCGGUGCUUUGAAGUAUGUUAUAUACUUUAUCAAUUUUUACAGCUUUGCUGUGUGUUACUGUUUAAAGGGAUUUUCAGGUAUAUUUUAGAGAAAUAAUUCCAUAAUACACUGUGACAAUGUACCAUUUUACUCAGUUGAUUAAAAGAAUAAGAUAGAAGGCAUUUUAUCAAACAAACUCUUGCUGCAAAAAAAUGCUACCUGAUGUUAAGUUAGGAAAACAUGUGAAAGAUAUAUAUAAAUAUAAAGAUAUAUUAAAAUAUAUUUAUGUCAAAAUCUAAUUUAAUCAGUGGUAAUAUAUAUGAAUUUUAGAAAGAAAAGUCAACACAGUAUUCAGUUAAUAUUCUAAACCUGACAUAAUUUUAUGUAGAUUAAGUUAGAAAAAUUAUGAACAUUGCUCACCCAUGUCAUCAUUUAUUUGUGUCACUAUGUCUGUCAACACUAUGUGAACAAAAACAUUUCCAUUAUAAGUAAACAGAUAUUUAUUUUUCUUUCAAUAUUCCUUUAAUAAUUCUUUGUAAUAUGAACAUAUCGGAGACAAUAACUUUUUCAUUACUAGAAUAUAGUUGCUUUAGAUUUUGUCAUGAAGUUGCUUGUUUGUUUAUCAUUUUCUCAUGCCAAUUACCAUGACAACUAGACUGCAGAAAAGAUAUGAUUUUAUUAUAUGAACUAUACAUAAUCACAUUAUGACUGACUAGGGCCCCAUGUGGUUCUGGGACGAUCUGUAUAUGAAAAGAAUUGGAACCACUGCCUUACCAUUGCAUGAUCGUAAGAAACGACUAAUAGGGUCUUAACACUUGGUUUUGCUGUAACUCUGCGAUUCCAGCAGGUAUGCAAAUUUUGAUUCCAUACCUCAUGUUUUUAUUUCGAUGUAAAUGAGAUGCGAAACCAAAAUUUGUAGUCCUGUUUAGCGCCAUAUAACCUAUACUGUGUUGGUGCGCCGUAAAAAUCCAAAUAAAUAAAUAAAUAAACUUGUCAUAGCACACUAUACUGUAUGAUAUUGCAGCUUUUACUUUGGUUUUGAAAAAACUAUGCAUAAACUUAUUAUAUUGUAUAGAUACUAAAUUAGCCAGUCUUGGUAUGCAUAAUUCAUACCUUAAAACAUCUUAAAACAGUUACAGACUUUUGCUUUCCUGGUCAAUAUUCUUUUUACCCCUGUUUAUAUGAAUUCAUAUUGCACAGUAUUUUUCAAGUAUAUUACUAUUAGCUAGCAGUGUGUACCAGUAUAUUUGUUAAAUGUAAAAGUUAGGUUUUUAAUUAUGAAGUUCCCUUUAUGUACAUUUUAGAUUAGAUAUGUUGGUGAUAUUUCGGUGUAUCAAUUUCACAUAGCUUUCAUUUCAUGUUGCAAAUAAUUGUCAAGUAAUAAUUUAUUCAGAUUUUAUGGCACAUUGUAUUUUGAUGCUUGUUUAUGUUAAAUCAUUUAUAGUUUUUGCUUAAAUGAUUUCAAUAAUGUGCUUAAACAGGUGGUAAUUUAAGGUGGUUUAAAGGAAGACUUUCACUAUGUCAACAUGUUUAUCGUAAUGCACUGUUCUUACUCCAGUAAAGGAAAACAAUUCUCAGACAGUCCUUGGUAUGCAAGUAUAUAUUCAAAAUUUCAUUGUAAAUAUUUAAAAGCAAAUUGCAGUUAUAUUAUGUUUUCUCGAGAUCUUGCAUUAUCUUGAUACUUCUAAAAUAACUUUUGCAUUUUUCUGCACUAUUGCUGGUGUAAUUCCAACAUAAUCAAAAAGAUGGAGAAUAGAGUGAUGUUGAAAAACACAGUUAUCUAUACCAACCGUUAUAGUGAAAGUCUCUCUUUAAACCACUGUCAGAUUUUUUUCACAGCUCAACAUGGUUUAUAAUACUUGUUGUAGUAACAUUUAUCAGCAACUUACUUUCUCAUGUCUUUCAGGUUGUGUCUUCACAACACAAUAAAAAUCUAUUUCAUUUA
Mercenaria mercenaria is the source of this 15920-nucleotide messenger RNA. RefSeq names its product ATP-binding cassette sub-family A member 2-like. The transcript has 49 exons. Gene Ontology annotation, biological process: lipid transport; transmembrane transport. Lineage: Eukaryota; Metazoa; Mollusca; Bivalvia; Venerida; Veneridae. Bases 353 to 8062 code for a protein of 2569 amino acids. Gene Ontology annotation, molecular function: lipid carrier activity; ATP binding; ATP hydrolysis activity. Gene Ontology annotation, cellular component: intracellular membrane-bounded organelle; membrane. The record is from RefSeq and is a predicted model, not a curated record.